UUUUAUUUUGAAAAGGCGAAAAAUUCUUCAAAACUUCUUGUAAGGAGAAGUUUGUAACGGGUCCUUUGCUGGGGCGAUAUUUCUCGGUGCUGCACUGCAGAUUCUGUGGUUUUGUGUAGUUUGUGGCGGCUUUACUCCAUAAAAUAGGUUGGAGGACGGAGCGUUAUCCCCGCGGAGCCCUCAGCGCGGCGAGCCGGUUAGAGAGCGCUAGGUCUGGGCAGCAUGUCCGCCACAGCAGCGCGGUUAGAGAACGCCAACCCGCUCAUCUUCCAGCGGGCCGGAGAGAGACUCCUCACAGCCGGGGAGGAGGACGAGGACGUGGCCGACCCCAUCGACGACAGGGAGAUCUUCGAUCUUAUUAGGUCAAUCAAUGACCCUGAGCACCCGCUGUCCCUCGAGGAGCUGAAUGUCGUGGAGCAAAUGCACGUGAAUGUGAAUGACCAGGAGAGCACGGUCUCUGUGGAGUUCACACCCACCAUCCCUCACUGCAGCAUGGCUACCCUCAUAGGGCUGUCAAUCAAAGUCAAACUGCUGCGCUCUUUACCAGACAGGUUCAAGAUUGACGUCCACAUCACGCCAGGCACACAUGCCUCAGAAGAUGCAGUCAAUAAGCAGUUAGCGGAUAAGGAGAGAGUGGCUGCGGCGCUGGAAAACUCCCAGCUGCUGGAAGUGGUCAACCAGUGCCUUUCCACCAGACCUGUGUGACCUGACCAGUUCAGUGUGCGGCCGUCCUUCUGUGGGGGAAACUCGGAGCCCUCUUGACUGCAGUUUGUUACAUUCAUGCGCUUCUCUUGACUGAUGCACCUGCUUUGCUGCACAUUAAGCUUUUUUGAGGAAAGUGUUUCGUGUCAGUCUUCCUGAUGCAGUUCCUUAAAGAGGCUGUUCUCUCUGCACUGCAUCAUGAGCACCGCCAACAAACGUUCACAGAACUCGUAAGGAGUGAAAGAAGGAACAGGAACACGCAGCUUGAGUCACCGCUUUGUCGCUUUUUUGUUCGUAUAAAAUAUCAUAUAUGGUCCAGAAUGCUUAAAGAGGAGUUUCCAAGAUUUCCUCUUUUUUCUAUCCAAACCCACCAGUGAACGAGUGUCUUCUGAGCUUUGAUCUGUAAUGUUAAUGACACAUUUCUUUUUUUUGGAUAUUUUGCUUUCAAGUGCCCUGCAUGUCAUGUCCAACAUGAAUAAAUGUUUUCAAACAAUGUUUUGGGCCAUUUUAAGAUAAUUAGAAAACCGUGUCUCUGCAACAGGCUGCGUAUUAAAAAUGAAUUUUGUGUAAUAACUUUCUUUGAGGGAGCGGGAGGUUUUGGAGGCAUUAAACUCUUCAGACGUCUGGUUCCUAUCACCACCACUGCCAUUUUCUUUAACAGUCUCAAUUUAAUGGAUAAAUUGUGAAAAAAUGAUGGAAUUCCUUGUAAGACGGAGUAAGAAAUGCAGCAUACGGUAACCGUGUUGGGAUCUCCUUCAGAAGCACGGCUUUCAAGUCUGGAACAGAUGUUUUAUUUGUUGCUGCAUCAUCAUCGGCAGUUUGUCUGUGGAUCCUGUACACUUUUCUAAAUUCGGUGUAAUGUGUGAAUAAAUAAGGAGCUAAACAGAUGAAAAUAUGCAUUUCUCUAAUACAGUUUUCUCAAAAAUUGUCAAAAAAUUGAAAUGAUCAGCUCAUAUAACAACCAUACAGGGUAUGUAUAAUAAUAACAUACUAUUAUUUAAUUGUCUGAAAUGAGAUCUGAUCAUUUAUAGACCUACAGAAGGACUAAAAGGCCACUAGGUGUCGCCCGUUAGGCCACAUUUGAAGUGAACGUGCUAUACAUGCCUGUAUAUGAGAACCUAAAUAAACACAAAGCACAUUUUCCCUGUUCUUAGGAAUGCAUCGUUUAUUCAGCCACACUGUUAUAGUUUCCUUUUGUGAAAAUACAACUGCUAAAACCGUU
Pygocentrus nattereri (red-bellied piranha) is the source of this 1924-nucleotide messenger RNA. It is a transcript of the gene ciao2b, whose product is annotated as cytosolic iron-sulfur assembly component 2B. Bases 223 to 705 code for a protein of 160 amino acids. Gene Ontology annotation, biological process: iron-sulfur cluster assembly. NCBI's taxonomy places the organism in Eukaryota, Metazoa, Chordata, Actinopteri, Characiformes, Serrasalmidae. Gene Ontology annotation, cellular component: cytosolic [4Fe-4S] assembly targeting complex. The record is from RefSeq and is a predicted model, not a curated record. The transcript has 5 exons.